Molecule: messenger RNA, 2180 nt
Organism: Trichoderma asperellum CBS 433.97
Lineage: Eukaryota; Fungi; Ascomycota; Sordariomycetes; Hypocreales; Hypocreaceae
Molecular function (GO): oxidoreductase activity, acting on paired donors, with incorporation or reduction of molecular oxygen; monooxygenase activity; heme binding
Source: RefSeq, a predicted model, not a curated record
UGAUACGGCAUGGUGUCCCGAUCAAGUUCUUCAAUUAUGUUCAACCCCCAGUAAAGCUUUCAAUCCAGAGUGGUUCGAAUGAAGGCUUCUGUAAAUUGCUGUCUAAUAUAUAUCUUAUCAUACGCUGGAUGGCUGAUUAAAAAUGGCACCGUGGACCAUUAUGGCUAUGGGUACUGCAGUGUUCUCUAUCCGGCUUGCUCCCGAAUAUUCUAUCAAGCAAUCCUACUUUUGGACGACUGCGGCGUUAGUCGCGAUUUCAGUGUUCUGCCAGUUCAUCUACCGAUGCAUUUUAUACCCCGAAUACUUCUCUCCGUUGAGACAUAUUCCAACGCCGGAGGGGAGGUCAUGGUUUAGAGGAAACUCGACAUCAAUGGUCUUGGAAACUGAUCGAAUUCGAGAGUGGACAAAGACAAUCCCAAACAAGGGCCUAUUGCGAUACUACAUGGCAGGGAAUCUUGAAAGAAUUCUGGUUGUGGGACCCAAGGCUCUCAAUGAAAUCUUGGUUACCAAAGUGUAUGAGUUUCCGAAGCCAGAGUCGCUGAGACUAAAGCUUUUGCGCUUCACGGGGAAUGGUAUUCUUCUCGCAGAGGGUGACGAGCACAAGUUGCAACGCAGAGGCCUUCUCCCCAGUUUUUCGUAUCGCCAUAUAAAGAACCUCUAUCCAAUUUUCUGGGAGAAGGCGGUUGAAAUGGCCGACGCGAUUGAGAAGCAAAAGCCAAUUAGGUCAAAUGGUACAGUGGUCCAGAUCAGCGAUUGGGCAGGCAGAGUCACGCUAGACAUGAUCGGUCUCGCAGCUAUAGGACGGGAUUUCAACGCGGUUCACGAUCCUGCAACCGAGUUUCACCGACAGUAUGAUAAACUGAGAAUGAGGCCGUCUACCUGGACAAGGAUACUCAUCUUAAUAUCCAUGCUCACCAUCGGCUUCAAGGCGUUCUUUCGACUGCCGACAAAGUGGAACCGUGAAUCCAUGGCGGCGGCCAAUUAUAUUAGAGCGUAUGCGCGUCAGAUUGUGGAGGAUAAGAAAGAGACGUCCCAAGGAGUUGAAGAUGAUGCCCAAGAGAAAGACAUUGCAUCUCUCGCUAUGGCUAGUGGUGCUUUUUCGGACGAAAAUAUGGUUGACCAGAUGAUAACUAUGCUUGUAGCGGGCCAUGAGACAGUGGCAGCUUCACUGCAAUGGGCAGUUUAUGCACUCGGCAAGCAUGCAGAAAUGCAGACUCUGUUGCGCGAGGAAAUUCGCACGCACCUUGCCUCGUCUUCUAACAUAAUAGCAGCUCAAGUCGAUUCGCUAAGCUACCUGAAUGCCUUUUGCAACGAAGUCUUGCGAUUCUAUCCCCCGGUGCCUUCGACUGUGCGGGAAGCGAACAUCGACACAUCCCUGGCGGGGAUUUUCAUCCCCAAAGGUACUUCGCUGCUAAUCCUACCUGGAGCUACAAACCUUGAUAAAGAUCGUUGGGGAUCCGAUGCCGAAGAAUUCAGCCCUGAUCGAUGGCUUGGCGACGGUCGAGCCAAUAGCGGCGGCGCGGAUAGCAACUUGGCAAACCUGACGUUCUUGGCUGGCCCCAGGGGGUGUAUCGGACAAUCUUUUGCCAAGUCGGAACUGCUCUGCCUGGUUGCCGUGUUGGUGGGUAGGUUUAGGGUGGAGCUUGAGGAUCCUGAUAAAAAACUGGAGAUUAAUAGGUCCAUUUCGGCGACGCCAAAAGAUGGAGUUAUGGCGAGACUGAUACCUUUAGAAGGAUGGAGGGUCAAGUGACGAUGAGGGAUGCAGAUACAAAGCAGAGUGUGCAGUCAAUAUUGAAUCAAUGUAUUGAGAUCAAAUGGUUUGUGAAAAUAGUAAUAGCAGCAGGAGCGCAAUUAGCCGUAACUCUACUACAUAUUUGGAUGAACAGGGGAGAUCUGAUUGAACCUGAGCUAACAACCGGAGAAGCCAAUCUCUGGAGCCUUUCCUGACUAGGGGCGCAAUAGGCCUAGGUAGAUAAGUGGACAGCAGGUCGGAGAUAUGUGCCGAGUUAGUGUGCCUGUUGGUCAUGCAGGCUCUGAACCUCAUAUUCGACUUUCGGAAGAAAGGCAUAACUCUCUCGAUUACUUACACCUGUGCCUACCUUGCCCACCUGGGGUAAUUAAAGCAUCGUUAAUCAAGAAGGCAGCGGCACGUAAGGACCAAUGGAUUCAAUAGUACGAAG